Messenger RNA from Marasmius oreades (fairy-ring Marasmius), 1728 nucleotides. RefSeq lists its product as uncharacterized. Bases 1 to 1728 code for a protein of 575 amino acids. Gene Ontology annotation, biological process: regulation of transcription by RNA polymerase II; chromatin remodeling. Gene Ontology annotation, molecular function: transcription coregulator activity. The transcript is spliced from 4 exons. The record is from RefSeq and is a predicted model, not a curated record. Gene Ontology annotation, cellular component: nucleus; nuclear chromosome. Lineage: Eukaryota; Fungi; Basidiomycota; Agaricomycetes; Agaricales; Marasmiaceae.
AUGAGCGAUGGAUUUCGCAACUUGACAGACACCCAACUCAAACAAGCUAUCGGUCAAUUGCAGCAUGCUGCAACCUCAUAUAUAUCCCCAACUCCACAGCAAGCUUCCUCAACUUAUCUAAAAAAUUUGCAAGCUUGGUCUAGCACCCCUACGCCCCCUCCACGCAAUGCCAGUGCAGGAACACGACCAUCACGCGCUCGAAACAGUCGCCCUUCCAACCUGACAAACACACCGACACCCAGUGGCCCUGUGCCCUCGCCCUUAACGACAGUAGUAAAUACUUAUCGCGUACCUCAGGUGGUGACACCUCUCCUGCAAUCCCAGGUUCACCCUCCACCCGUUCCAACAACACCUCAGGCUCAUCAAAGCACUUAUGCAUCCCGUCUCCGUACUGGGGCUACCCUUCUCAUGCAACCUAUAUUAGCCGCUGCACCCGUCGCUCCAGCAUCAGCAUACCCUACUACAAUCACAUCUGCUACGCGGUCGUCCGGUCGACGGACUGGUACCAUUGUGAACUAUGCGGAUCCUGGAUCAGGCGACGAAUUCCCUGACGCAGGAGAGUUAGAAACGGACGAUUCAGAUUUUGUUGCGAGUGGUGGGACAAGGACCAGUAUACGGCAAAGUAGGGGUGGGAGGACAACUGGUUCAUAUGUGCUCGGCGCUCAGGGGAACACAGGACAGAGCAGUGGAGCUCAAACUUCGCAGCCCGAAGUUCUGGAUCAGAGCUAUCUGGGAAUGGUACCUCCUGAUAGAUUUAUCAAGACGAGAUAUAUGUUUCCGACACCUCACGAGUACCCUCCUGAAGAAACUCUUAAUCGCCAAUCCCUCCGUCCUACAGCUCUUGUUCCCAUACGAGUAGAGUUCGAGACGGACACCCACCGGAUACGAGAUUGUUUUGUGUGGAAUCUCCAUGACCAGACUAUCAAGCCCGAGCUGUUCGCCCGAAUAUUCUGUAAUGACCUCGACCUGCCUACAGUACCGUGGGCAGAGACUGUUGCCAAUCAAAUUAAAGCCCAGUUGGAGGAUUGUGAAGGAGUGGCGACGAUGGAGCUUGGGAUGGAUGGAGCGGUAGAUCUGGAUGCUCAGGCGGAGAAUCUGUCACUGACAGAUGAGAAUAGUAUGGAAGUUGAAGAGGAUGUAGCGGACAUGAUUCCAGAGUGUCGAGUUAUACUUAGUAUUGACGUCCAAAUCGCCACGUAUCAUCUCCUUGACCACAUCGAGUGGGAUUUACUGUCACCACUCACCCCUGAGGCUUUCGCCACUACGCUCUGUCAAGAACUUGGUCUUUCCGGGGAGGCUAUUCCUUUAGUGGCUCAUGCGGUUCACGAAGAACUCAUCAAGCACAAGAAAGACGCUGUUGAAUGGGGUGUCAUUGCGGGUAGCACUGCGGACCGUGAACGUAUCACUCGCAACACCCCCGGUACUUCGGACCAUGUUAAACGCGACAAGUCCGGGGCUGGUCUGAUGAAAGACAAGACCGGUCUGGGAUUGGCUUGGGGACGAGCACCAAGAGAUGGGAGAGGACCGAAACCGCUGAGGAGUAUUUGGAGAGAUUGGGCUGAAGCGGAAGAGUUUAAGACGCGUUUUGAGGAGUUGAGUCAAGAGGAAGUGGAAAGGAGGGAGAUGGAGAGAGAAAGAGCUGCGAGGAGGUUGAGGAGGGAGACGAGUAAAUUUCAGAGCAAUUUGCUGGGGCUGGGAGGUCCGAGAUAUCGAAGUUCGAGGAGAUGA